UCAGUGCACUGAAAAUAGUUAUUGCUUAUGUUUGGUUUAUCCAAAAAUUUCGAGAGAAUCUACUUGAAUUGUUACUGCUAGAAUUUGGGAGUAAAACCAGUUUCAAAAGACUGUUGGUCAAAUGAAAGAUCUGUAUCUUAGCUUGCGCGUGCGUUUGUGGUAACUCCUUCGGUUUUGUAUUGCGGCAAAUAGAACCCGGAAAAAAGACGAGUAGGAAAUAGCAAAAAGCAGCGGCAACGGUUCAACUUCAUCGUGAGCCUUUCGUGCCAAUUGACAUUUGUAUACAUUGCUGUUCGGUUUACUGUCCGUCUACUAUACCUUGUGAAAUUUCUGGAAGUUUUAAUUGAAAGAAAACAUACAUGUGUGAAAAAUUCAAUGUGGAUAUCUUAAUUUCGUUGCUUAUGUAAAGAUAAAUUUCUUUUAUUUCUUUUUGCAAUUGUCAUGCGUGAGCGUUUUGUUCGCGAAAUCUAAAAUAUUGCAAAAUUAACAGUUUGUGUUAUAAAUAUUUCUUGAAAAGUUGUCCAAAAGGAUUAUUCUGCUAAAUAAGUGGAUAAUUAAAGUUUUUUUAACUUAACUAAAAGUGUCACACCCAUUGUAGGAGCCGUUACAGUAAGUAAAACAGAAUAACAGCCAGACCGAAGUGUCCGGGAAAAAUCGAAAUCAAACGAAUUGCAGAGAAGAGCAAGGAAGUGUAAAAUAAAAUACGCCCUAGUAUCGAUAGACGGUGCCUACAGUUGCCUACAGGAAGCCAAAAAUUUGUUUGUAGUGGUAGUGGUAAGAGCUUUGAAGCUGCCGUCAGUGUGUGUGCAAAAUUUGCAGUGCAAAAACAAAAACAAUACUUUACACAAGUAUACCCGCAAAAAUAUUGCAGCGAAGUGCAGCUUUUCAAUUGCAAACAUACAUAUAAAAAUACAAAUCUCAGUACUCUUUGCGCCGCAUUGGUCUUGCGCUAUUUUUAGAUUCUUGUGUACACUCUCCUGAGCCCAACGCAAUUUUCAUUGCAUUCUUAGGCAAUUGCAAAAAAAAAAUAUAUAUAUAUAUAUAUAUAUAUAAUACAUACCUAAAUAAUCGAAAGAAUUCUAAGUGUUAAAAGAAAUUUACAAAUUACAUCUCUAUUAGUGGGUAAAAACCAUUGUUGAGCAGUGGUGGUUGCUCGCCUUAAAUUGACCCGGUAAAUUUGCAGCGAAAAAUUAAUUAGCGUUAGCAACUACAGUAGUGGUUGCACUUUUCAGCAUACAACCGAAAUUUAUGCGCUCUACCGCAACGGCGGCGUCAAAGGUGUACAGCCGACGGAGUCGUUACAGUUACAGCAGCAGCAGCAGCUGAAGACAGGUGAACUCCAGCUACGCUUCAGAAUGCUAUUUGCAGCUUGCACCACUGCAGCGCCAAAACCGUUGCAGCAUUCUGCUCAUGUCGCCAACAAUUUGGGACAACAGCAGUUGACGACACUGCAACAGCUGAAGGAUCAGCAUAUGAUGUCCUUUUCGUCAACGUCAUCAUCAUCAUCAUCGUCGGCGUCGUCAGCCACGUCGGUGUCAUCUUCGGCUAUGCAAACGCCGGCGCAAAUGUCUCCGCAGCAUCAAGUGGCAGCAACAGGAAAUGCAGUUACGGCCGCAACGGUAGCAGCGGCAGUGGCUGCGCGUGCCAGCGAGGAGGCCAAGGAGGCUAUGCGUAAACUCGACGCCACCUUGGUCGCCUAUCUGGCCGGUGAGACAAAGUUGCAAUCGAAGCAAUUGGAGCCAGAGCUGGAAUUGAAUUUGAAUUCGCCAAAUAAUGAGUCAAGCGCCGCCGAUAGCGAUGAAUAUGUUUUGGAAGAAUUCUCCGACACCGACACCGAUGCCGACGAACAAACGGUGGAGAAGAUAAGACGUGAAGAGUUGCAGCUAUUCAGACGCAUCAAAAGCAUGAAAUUGCAAUUGGAAGCGCUUACACUAGAACCAGAGGGCACUAAACGUAUGGAAUUGCUACAAAACGAGACACGUCCCAUUUUCACCGUUGAAUGUCAGCUAUCGCAUGAAUUGAUCCAGCAUGUGCCACGCUAUGAAAUGUUCCAUAUUAUGCAAUUCGAAUCGGAAAAAUUCAAUAGUCUCACACAGUGUACACGUUUCGGUCAGGAGGCACAACGUGACAUCAAUUUGACGCCAUUAAUCGAUGAAUUGGAUGCCUUGAAUGGUAAUUGUGUUGCCGGUAAUGGGAAUGGCGCUGCAUCAACGGAUAUGGCAAACUUUGGUCGCAUACACUUUGCCGUGUGGUGGCGUGAACCGGGCACUUGCCUCAACGAAAUGCUCGGCAUGGGCGUAUUUGAAUUACGCGAACUAUACGAUGCCGCGCUGUUGGAACAAUGCAAACGCAUUACAAUUCAACGUCGUGGCGUGCCAUUGGCUAAUAUUUAUUUGAAGAUAAAUCUACUCUUGUGCACUUUAGCCGAUACCAAUAACAACAAUGCAAGUGACGUUGUCGCAUAUGAGCCGGCAACGGAGGCCGUAAAAGAGCAUGGUGGUAAAAAGAAGAAGGGCGGCGCUAAACGUGGUGAUGGUAAUGCCGCCAAAAAUACAAAAGCUGGCGCUGGCUCAACGGCUGCAGGCACAUCCGCUGGUGCUGCUUCCGCCUCCUCCUCGUCGAAUACUACAGGCAAAACCAACGACGGCAACGAUGUUAAACCCGAUACAGAGAACAACUUCAAAGCCGAGACUUUGAAAGUGCGUCUACUCACAGGCCUAAUAACUGCUGGGGAGGUGCGUAAUUUAAAGCCAGCACCGAAUUAUGAAUACCAUCUUCAUGUCGAUCGCUUUUGGAGAUCGGAACCGGCUACAGCAAUACUUGAGGAUGAACCACGCUUCCAUUAUGAAGAGCAAUUCGCUGUAAUUAGAGAUACUGUUUUUUUGAGUAAUGUCAAAAACAAAUAUCUGAGAUUGCUAAUUUAUCAACGGCCCAAAACCGAUGGAGACACUGAUGGCAACGGCAAUCCGAAGACACGCUUGGAGCCAGUGGGCUUGGCAUUAUUGCCGCUUCAUCAAUUCUUUAUAGCAUUUAGUAAUGAUCUGAUCUCGAAUCGGUUGGUCAGAGAGAAGUUACCUGUUAUUUCCAUUGACGCAUUUACACCCGUUACGGGCUCAGAUGGUACAAUGUUGGGUGAAAUCAAUUGUCUAUUGGCAAUUGGCAGCACGGAGCAAAUUGAUAAUCUAAAAAGACAACGUGGAUUUCGGCCAUUGCACACGGAUAUGUUUGCCGAGGUGGGCAUAGAUAGAGGAGAUGAGCCACUCUAUAGACAUAUACGUAUGCCGGUACCCGAAAAUAUCCGCCAGGUUAUAAAAUCGAGGAAUGAAAAAAAUAUUAUUCGUGAAACUGUUAAUAUGUUGCAUAUCUUAGAAAAGGCAUUAGAACAAAGCCGUGCGUGUAAACCCACAUCAGGUGAUGAUAAUAAAUCAAGUGCACAAGCAUCGAAAUCUCCGUUACCAGCAUUACCGUCUGUGCCACCACUAUCUGUGGCGUCCACAUCAAAAGGAGCUGCUACAGCAACAACCACGGCACCAUCAGCUGCCCCAUGGUCAACAUCACCGACAUUAUCAGAUGAAGAAUUCUUAGAAGAUUUUGCUCUUAGGCUUAAAGCUAAAACACCUGUUGCCACGGACACAACCAACCCUGCAGCGAAAUUAAAAGCACUUAUUUCCAAAAUACAAGAGGAACCCACUUUCCAAUUUGAGCUGAUGAUAACUAGCGCCGUUGGUCUAGUACCAUACUAUACCCCCUUGGAAAAUACUUUGGAAGCAAGACGUUUUCCACCAGGCGAACUUCCAAGCACUUAUGUAACAUUCCAGGCAGAAGAUUGUGUAGGUCACAGCAGUUUUUACAGUUCAGUUGAAGGGAAACAGUAUGCUACAAAAAUUGUGGAGCGUAGUGUUCAUCCAAGUUGGGAUCAAAAGUUUUUGGUCACUGCGAGUACAGCAUAUUUAGAUAAGCCCGGUAAAGCAUUCAUUUUGAAGCUAUGGAAGAGGGCAAACAUACCGUCGGCUGAUGUUAUAAGAGCUACGUCACCAUUGGCACCAACACCGGAAGAUGAUGCGAUUAUUGGCUUUACUGAAGUGUAUGUCUCAUGUUUUUUGGAUAAAUGUGGUGUGACCGGCCUUUUUCCUGUGAUAGACGUUAAUGGCUGGAUUAGGGCGCAAUUGCAGUUGAAAGCAACUGCAUUGGCAGGUUGGUUUGAUAAGUUUGAAGAAGCUGCAGCGGACGAAAUAACGUCACCGAAACAAGAACCAAAACCAGAGUUGGAGCCAAAGCACCAAUGGGUGCCAGAGUUGGAUUCAAAACCCAAAGAAAUAUCAAAAUCCAAACCAAAGCAGAUCACACAGAUUCAUGAAAUUACUCCAAUGCCAGCUUACGCAGGCGUUAACGCACAAGACGCUAGUAUGUUUGAUAACUCGAAAUCAGAGAAUGCUCUUGAAGAAUUUGGAAAAUCGCUCAAUAUUACUCAUCUAAAUCUCAAUGAAGCUGUCAAGCAUAAAUGCAUCGAACUCGAAGGUAUUUCUCAACGUUUACGCACACGGCUUGCCGAUGUGACCGGCGUACCGCUGCCAACAGAGUUUAACAUGUCCGCUUUAAAUAAUUGGCUGCCACUUGAUGAGGAGGAAAUGGCAGAGUUGGGCGGAGAUGAAGAAUUAAUGGAAUUCACACGCGAUAUUAAUAAUCCACCAACUGAAAAAGCUGGAGCAGCAGCUACAUUUGAAGAUUACAUCAAUAUGAACGACCUUGAAACAACAGUUACAGCUGCUGUCAAUAAUCAAAGUGAUAAGAAAGAAAAUUGAUCUCAAAACAGUCGCCAGGAGCGGCGAAAAUCGUCACUAUUGCAUAGUGGCGUUGUAAACGCAGGAAAAGAACUAAGUCAACAAAGCCAGCACCAGUAUGAGCGGUGCAGCAUAGCAGUAAUAUUACAGUUAAUCAAAUACAAAACACUCUAGCGCGCUUUGCGCCUAAUAGUAGCACAUUUAGCAAACCAAACUAACAUUUUUAGCACCAGAAUUAUCAACUAUUAACGUCAUAAGCAUCAACGUCAUCAUCACAACCACCGCCACCGAUCACAUAGAUGUAUUUCAGCUACUAAGCUAUUUCAUAACCAAAACAUAAAAUUUAAAUGGAAUUUUAAAGUAAAGGCUCAAUAGUACUUAAAUAAUUGUAACUGUAUGCAGCAGAUAAUGAGAAAUGCGAAUUUUGUUUGCCAAUUUUUUAAAAAUAAUUAUAAUGAUAAAGUUAUGUGUGUGUAUGAGUAUUGAUAAAUAUUAUAUACAUAUAAAUAGCUAUUUACAAUUACUAUAUAUAUAAUAUAAUAUUAUGAUGGAUGUUUUAAACGCCCUGCGAUCCUUAAUAGCUAAGCGAAAUUGUUAUUACUUUCUUCCCUUCUUAUCUUUAUACAUAAAUAUUUCACCAAAUUAGCAUUAAUAAUUUACUAUACAUAAAUACAUUAAAAUG
This is a messenger RNA of Ceratitis capitata (Mediterranean fruit fly), 5463 nucleotides long. RefSeq lists its product as uncharacterized. Gene Ontology annotation, cellular component: centriole; centriolar satellite. The transcript has 6 exons. The record is from RefSeq and is a predicted model, not a curated record. Gene Ontology annotation, biological process: centriole elongation; cilium assembly. NCBI's taxonomy places the organism in Eukaryota, Metazoa, Arthropoda, Insecta, Diptera, Tephritidae. Bases 1356 to 4802 code for a protein of 1148 amino acids.